ACGCCCUCCACUCGUCUCUUCCCCGUCGCUGUGUGUUGCUUUGCCUGUCUCGACGCACCGCCGCAGCGAGCAGAGCAAUGGCUCUACCCCGGGGCCUCCGCGCCCUCAUCCUCGCCGUUGCAUUGCCGGUGCUCUUCUUGUCCGCUGCAGAGGCCGGCACGGUGGGGAUCAACUACGGGAGGGUGGCGAACGACCUGCCCAACCCGGCGGCGGUGGUGCAGCUGAUGAAGCAGCAGGGCAUCGCGCAGGUGAAGCUGUACGACACCGAGCCGACCGUGCUGCGCGCGCUGGCCAACACCGGCAUCAAGGUGGUGGUCGCGCUGCCCAACGAGCAGCUCGCCGCCGCGGCCUCGCGCCCGUCGUACGCGCUCGCCUGGGUGCGCCGCAACGUCGCGGCGUACUACCCGGCCACGCAGAUCCAGGGCAUCGCCGUCGGGAACGAGGUGUUCGCCUCAGCCAAGAACCUGACUGCGCAGCUCGUACCGGCGAUGACCAACGUGCACGCCGCGCUGACGAGGCUCAACCUUGACAAGGCCGUCAAAGUAUCGUCCCCCAUCGCGCUCACUGCGCUCGCUGGGUCGUACCCGCCCUCCGCCGGCGUGUUCCGGGAGGACCUCGCCCAGGCAGUCAUGAAGCCCAUGCUCGACUUCCUCGCACAGACUGGCUCUUUCCUCAUGGUGAACGCGUACCCAUUCUUCGCGUACUCUGCCAAUGCGGACGUCAUCUCCCUCGACUACGCGCUGUUCCGCCCCAACGCCGGCGUGCUUGACUCCGGGAGCGGCCUCAAGUACUUCAGCCUACUCGACGCCCAGCUCGACGCCGUGUUCACCGCGGUGAGCAAACUUGGGAACUACAAUGCCGUGCGCGUCGUGGUGUCGGAGACCGGGUGGCCGUCCAAGGGUGACGCCAAGGAGACCGGCGCCGCCGCGGCCAACGCCGCGGCCUACAACGGCAACCUCGUGCGCCGCGUGCUCUCCGGCAACGCUGGAACCCCGCGCCGCGCCGAUGCCGACAUUGACGUGUACCUCUUCGCUCUCUUUAACGAGAACCAGAAGCCCGGACCGACCUCCGAGCGCAACUACGGCGUGUUCUACCCGAACCAGCAGAAGGUCUACGACGUCGAGUUCGUCCUCGGCGGCAACUCCGCCGGCAGCAGCAGCAGCAAAGGCAACGGUGGUCUCGGCUGGCAGGACAACGGCGGGGUCGGCAGCGGGAGCAAUGCACCGACCGGCGCCGGCGGCGGUGUGAAGGCGACCUCGACCGGGGAGGCGUGGUGCGUGGCGAACGCUAUGGUCGGGGAGGAGCGGUUGCAGAAGGCGCUGGACUACGCGUGCGGUCCGGGCGGCGCGGACUGCAAGGCCAUCCAGCCCGGCGCGGCAUGCUUCGAGCCCAACACCAUGGUCUCCCACGCCUCCUACGCCUUCAACGACUACUACCAGCGCAAGGGCCGCACCAUCGGCACCUGCGACUUCGCCGGCGCCGCCUACGUCGUUAACCAAGCACCAAAGAUGGGCAAGUGCGAGCUCCCGUCGUCGGUCUGAACCGAGGCAGCAGUAGCGAAAGACUGAAGAAGAGCAGCAGCAGCAGCCAUCUCGGGAUGCGAGGUUUUAUGAAAGAAAAAUCAAUCGGAGCGCAGUGAACAGAGGGAGGUCGGAAAAGAGGCAGAGAUGUUGGAAUCUUUGCUUCCCUUUUCGUUCCUUUCUUUACCUGUGGUGCUGUGCCCGGUGCUUGACUCCUGCCGAAUGUUUGCUGCGGCGUAGAAACAGUGUAGGAGUACCAGUGCUGUAGUAGCUGUAUCUCUUCCUUUUGCAGCUUUGGCUAAUGGUGGGGGAUAUCUUUGUUUAGUCCAUGUAACUAUGAUGCUAUUGUUAUUACUACUAUAUGAUUAACCUAAAUUACUACUAUUAUAGACUAAUCUGUA
This is a messenger RNA of Oryza brachyantha (malo sina), 1921 nucleotides long. Its product is annotated as glucan endo-1,3-beta-glucosidase 12-like. Gene Ontology annotation, cellular component: plasma membrane. Bases 78 to 1541 code for a protein of 487 amino acids. The transcript has 3 exons. The record is from RefSeq and is a predicted model, not a curated record. Gene Ontology annotation, molecular function: hydrolase activity, hydrolyzing O-glycosyl compounds. Gene Ontology annotation, biological process: carbohydrate metabolic process. NCBI's taxonomy places the organism in Eukaryota, Viridiplantae, Streptophyta, Magnoliopsida, Poales, Poaceae.